AUGACCAUCACAGCUAUGUCGGAAGCUACUGAGAAAGAGAAGAUGCUUCGCGGGGAGCUCUACCACGCCUUCACCCCGGACUUGAUAGCUGCUCGUGCGCGCUGCAAGUGGGCCUGUAAUCGAUUCAAUAAGUCGGACGAGGUGCCCCGUCGGCGUCUCGUUGAAAUGUGGAGAGAUAUCGCCGACGACAAGACCCCUCUGCCACCAAAGCUGGAUGACCCCGCAGCUGAUGAAGCUCUCUUUGAGAAGGAACCCUGGGUCGAAUCUCCUGUCCAUAUAGACUACGGGUUUAACGUCAAGCUUGGAGCAGGCGUCUUCGUCAACUUUAACUGUGUCUUCGUCGACACAUGUCCCAUCACAGUUGGGGCUCGUACUUUGUUUGGCCCCAAUGUUAGCUUGUUCUCUGGGACUCAUCCGCUUGACCCUGCCCUGCGUAAUGGCACUGAGGGCCCUGAGACUGGCAAGCCGAUUGUUAUCGGGGAGGACUGCUGGCUCGGCGGGAAUGUGACUGUACUUCCUGGCGUCACUAUUGGCAGAGGCGUGACUAUUGGAGCUGGGAGUGUGGUUACCAAGGAUGUGCCCGCCUUUCAUGUGGCUGCGGGAAACCCAGCUAGGAUCAUUCGUCGAAUUGAAACGACAAUGAAAGAGUGA
This is a messenger RNA of Penicillium samsonianum, 651 nucleotides long. RefSeq names its product sugar O-acetyltransferase. The coding region runs from base 1 to 651 and encodes 216 amino acids. The record is from RefSeq and is a predicted model, not a curated record. The transcript is spliced from 3 exons. NCBI's taxonomy places the organism in Eukaryota, Fungi, Ascomycota, Eurotiomycetes, Eurotiales, Aspergillaceae. Gene Ontology annotation, molecular function: acetyltransferase activity.